Messenger RNA from Acaulospora morrowiae, 252 nucleotides. The record is from the annotation of a GenBank genome assembly. Lineage: Eukaryota; Fungi; Glomeromycota; Glomeromycetes; Diversisporales; Acaulosporaceae.
AACGUUGCAAGAACCGUGAGUUGCGCCGGUUGCAAGAUGAAGAAUGUUGUCACGAUGAUGAAAAGGUAUCCUUACGGUCGAAGAACUGGAUGCAAAGAAUUUGCGAUUGACCUACAUGUGAAAAGGCAUGUCGAUUCAUCAUUUUUGUUUGAUUCCUCUAUCGUCAGCAAAGAACCGUUUAUAGGAUUUUUAUUGUGCAAUACACAGGUUCUUUGUGCUCUCAAGUCAAAUAGAUAUGACAAAGUUUCUUGA